Molecule: messenger RNA, 1427 nt
Organism: Chenopodium quinoa (quinoa)
Lineage: Eukaryota; Viridiplantae; Streptophyta; Magnoliopsida; Caryophyllales; Amaranthaceae
Product: glutathione S-transferase 2-like
Exons: 8
Coding region: 383-1066 (227 amino acids)
Biological process (GO): L-phenylalanine catabolic process; glutathione metabolic process
Cellular component (GO): cytoplasm
Molecular function (GO): glutathione transferase activity; maleylacetoacetate isomerase activity
Source: RefSeq, a predicted model, not a curated record
GGAAUGGAGUAUUACACCAUGCUCAUCAUAAUGUUGUCUUUUAAUUACCAACUAAUAUCAUUAUUGAAUGUCACAUGUCACUUUUAAAAAAGAAAAUUGUUAUUUUAUCCAUAUAAGUUAUAACUGUAUUUGUGUGAUUAGUUGUUAUCUUGGAAUUGACAGUUGACUUUUACCAAUACCAUUGCUACUCUUGCAACUUCAAUUAGGACCAUUACACACCCAUUUUCUUUCUCUUUCUCUUUCCUUUGAAUGAUCAAUAGCUUUUACAAUUUUGUAUUUUACAUAUACUUUUCUUUUCUUUUCUUUUACAAGUAAUUUGUUUUUUUUUUUUUUUUUUUUUUUGGAAUUUUAUUGAAAAUUUGUCAAAUAUUUAUCAUCAAAGAUGAAAGCUACUGAAUCAUCUUCAUGUUCAGCAUCAACAAGUAGGGUGCUCUACUCUUUUUGGCUAAGUUCUUGUUCAUGGCGCGUUCGAUUUGCUUUAAACUUAAAAGAAUUUGAGAAGAUCAACCCACUUGGUUAUGUUCCAGUUCUUGUUGAUGAUGGGGUUGUGGUUUCAGACUCGUUGGCUAUCCUUAUGUACCUAGAAGAUAAGUAUCCUCAAAAUCAACUUUUGCCGGCUGAUCCUUGUAGACGAGCUCUCAGUCUUCAGGCUGCCAGUAUUGUCAGCUGCAGCAUGCAACCACUUCACAUGAAAUCAGUGCUGGAGCAUAUCGAGAAGAAAGUUGGUCAAGAGGAGAGUAUAACAUGGUCUCAAACUGUUAUCGAAAAGGGUUUCUCUGCUCUUGAAAAGUUACUAAAAGAUUUUGCUGGAAGAUAUUCUACCGGAGAUGAAGUAUCCAUGGCAGAUGUAUUUCUGGCACCACAGAUUUCUAUAGCAAUGGACAGAUUUAAGACUGAUAUGGUAAUUCGAAGUAUCCUACAUUACGCAGGGUGUAUGAAUCAUGUGAAGCUAUGCCGGAAUUUCAAGCAUCUAUACCCGAAAGACAGCCAGAUGCGAAGUGAGUGUAGCUCUGCUAGAGUCUCUCAUCUCACCAAAGUAUUAAACAGUAAAGGUUUUUGGAAUUAAGUAUGUUGUGAUGUAACUUUAUAAAAUUGAUUGUUAGAUCAUUAAUCAACAAGUUUUCUCUUUAUUUUUUUUUAAAACUUUGAAGCUCCUUCUACUUAGGGACGUUGUGCAAUCAACCAACAUACACAUGCUUAGAACCACCCAUGAUGGUCAAGAAUUAUUUUAAAAUAUACAAAGUAUACUGCAUUACUACGAGAGUAUGAGUAGUACGUAGUAUACUAAAUUAAAGCAUUGGCCAUAUGUUUGUUAUAGAUAUGGUAUUUAAAUAUAACAUUGAUUUUGUUAUUAAAAGCCCGUCUAGCUCAGUUGGUAGAGCGCAAGGCUCUUAACCUUGUGGUCGUGGGUUCGAGCCCCACGGUGG